ACGGCCACCGGGGAUGCCAGCUGGGCUUCUUCGACCCGGAGCCUUCUCAGCCAGCCACGAGGCUGCGGCCCAGGAGGCGCGCACCGGAGCCCAGCUCUGGCCCGGCCCUCUCGCUAUGCAUUAAGCGUCUAGUGCGGGGGCAUCGUCGUGGGGGGCGGAGGCAGGCAAAGAAAAGCUCAAAACAAAGGCCCUUUCUCCCCCCGCCCGCGUACUGUUUGCGGUGUUAGCAGCUGCGAGGUGGUCUUGUGAUUACUUGGGUUGGGGAGGCUGGCUCGAAUCCUCCUCUUUACACAACCCCGGGCUGUGAUCAGUUUGGGCGUUUAGAGAGAAAUCAGCUGUUCUGGUGCUGAUCCUGAUGCUGGUUAGUUAUAGCUUAGAUUCUUGUUUAACUGUUUUGUUCCUCAACGAGGGGAUUUUACUAACUUUUAAUUAUAUACUGCAAAGUUGGGCUGUAAGUUGAGAAAAUCUUUGAAAGCAGGAAAUGCUAUACAAUUGCAAGAGGGUUAUUGUAUAAUGGUGAUUAAUAUUCCAGUGCUAUUAGGGAAGGAGGAAAAACUCCAGGCAUUUCUGGAAAGAGAUACUGGCUUGAAAAGGUAAGUUCUUUGAAUAGCGUUUUGCUGAUGAAGUUCGAAUCUAGCUGUGGCUUGUUUGAUCUAAUAGACUGGCCAUAACUGAAGGAGACUACUGUGCGAGGAGUUAGUAUAGUCUUCUUGGGCCGUUUACCACCUGUAUUACUUUUUUUGAUUAGUUGCUUUUUUCCCCCUUUUGCUAAGGAAGAUUCGUCCUGAGCUAACAACCGUUCUAGUCUUCCUCUAAUUUUUAGUAUGUGGGCCACCACCACAGCAUGGCCACUAAUAGGGAUGUAGAUCUGCACCGAGAACCCAACUGGCGGCAGGAGCCAUUGAUGCUGAGCUUAACCACUAGGCUGCAGACAUUUGUUGAGUGCUCUUUGGGUGCCAGGCGCUGUGCUUAAUGCUUCACAUCUGUCUCAUUUAAUUGUCUUCAUAAUGUUCCUGUGAGAUCCUGCGCCAGUUCAACUUAUAGUUCAGUUUUUGGAACAAGCUUCCAAACCUUCAGUUAAUGAACAAAACCAGGUUCAACCUCCACCUGAUAACAAGAGAAAUCGUAUUUUAAAGCUACUUGCUCUUAAAGUUGCUGCCCAUUUGAAGUGGGACUUAGACAUAUUAGAGAAAAGUUUGUCUGUUCCAGUAUUGAAUAUGCUGCUGAAUGAACUGCUGUGCAUCAGUAAAGUUCCUCCUGGGACAAAGCAUGUAGACAUGGAUCUGGCCACUUUACCUCCAACCACUGCCAUGGCUAUACUUCUCUACAAUCGAUGGGCAAUUAGGACAAUUGUUCAAAGUAGUUUUCCUGUCAAACAGGCGAAACCUGGACCUCCUCAGUUAAGUGUUAUGAAUCAGAUGCAACAGGAGAAAGAGCUAACAGAAAAUAUUUUGAAAGUGCUAAAAGAACAAGCUUCUGAUUCUAUUUUGGUACUAGAAGCAGCCCUUACAUUAAACAAAGAUCUGUAUGUCCACACGAUGAGAACACUGGAUUUGUUGGCCAUGGAACCAGGCGUGGUAAAUGGAGAAACUGAGAGUUCUCCUGCUGGACUGAAGAUCAAAACUGAGGAGAUGCAGUGCCAGGUAUGUUAUGAUUUGGGCACUGCAUACUUCCAGCAAGGCUCUGCAAAUUCAGCUAUCUAUGAAAAGGCCAGAGAAAAAUUUUUUAGAACCAAAGAACUAAUUUCAGAGAUAGGUUCAUUAUCUCUUCAUUGUACCAUAGAUGAGAAGCGGUUAGCUGGCUAUUGUCAAGCAUGUAAUGUUCUUGUACCUUCUUCUGAUAGUACCUCUCAACAGUUGACUCCAUAUAGUCAAGUCCAUAUUUGUUUGAGAUCUGGCAACUAUCAGGAAGUUAUAAAGAUUUUCAUUGAAGAUAACUUAACCUUCAGUUUACCUGUCCAGUUCCGGCAGUCAGUACUAAGAGAACUCUUCCAGAAAGCUCAACAGGGAAGUGAAGCUCUAGAUGAAAUCUGUUUUAAAGUCUGUGCCUGUAACACAGUCCGUGAUAUAUUGGAAGGCAGAACAAUUAGUGUUCAAUUUAACCAGCUAUUUCUCACACCUAAUAAAGAGAAAAUCGACUUUCUUCUUGAGGUAUGUUCAAGAUCAAUAAAUUUAGAAAAAGCUUCAGAUUCUUUGAAAGGAAACAUGGCUGCUUUUCUAAAGAAUGUGUGUCUGGGGUUGGAAGAUCUGCAGUAUGUUUUCAUGAUUUCUUCACAUGAGCUUUUCAUUACAUUGUUGAAAGAUGAAGAACGGAAACUACUUAUUGACCAGAUGAGGAAGAGAUGCCCUAGAGUAAAUCUGUGUAUUAAACCUGUGACCUCAUUUUAUGAUAUCCCAGCCUCAGCAAGUGUCAACAUUGGCCAAUUGGAGCAUCAGUUGAUAUUAUCAGUGGAUCCCUGGAGGAUUCGACAGAUUUUAAUUGAAUUACAUGGUAUGACUUCAGAGCGCCAGUUCUGGACAGUGUCUAAUAAGUGGGAAGUACCUUCUGUCUAUAGUGGUGUUAUCCUGGGAAUUAAAGACAGUUUAACAAGAGAUUUGGUUUACAUUCUCAUGGCCAAAGGUUUACACUGCAGUACUGUUAAGGACUUUUCCCACGCUAAACAGCUGUUUGCUGCGUGUUUGGAGUUGGUAACAGAGUUCUCACCAAAGCUUCGUCAGGUCAUGCUGAAUGAGAUGCUGCUUUUGGAUAUUCAUACACACGAAGCUGGAACAGGGCAGUCAGGAGAGAGACCUCCUUCUGAUCUGAUUAGUAGGGUGCGGGGAUAUCUGGAAAUGAGGCUUCCUGAUAUUCCUCUUCGUCAGGUUAUUGCUGAGGAGUGUGUUGCUUUUAUGUUAAACUGGAGGGAAAAUGAAUACCUUACACUGCAAGUUCCUGCAUUUCUGCUUCAGAGUAAUCCCUAUGUAAAGCUUGGACAGCUUUUAGCAGCUACAUGCAAAGAACUUCCAGGCCCUAAAGAAAGUAGACGGACGGCUAAAGACCUUUGGGAAGUAGUUGUUCAGAUCUGUAGUGUGUCCAGUCAACACAAACGAGGAAGUGAUGGCAGAGUUAGUUUAAUAAAGCAGAGAGAAUCUACGUUAGGUAUAAUGUAUCGGAGUGAACUGCUUUCUUUUAUCAAAAAAUUACGGGAACCAUUGGUUUUGACUAUUAUUUUGUCACUCUUUGUGAAACUUCACAAUGUUCGGGAGGACAUUGUGAAUGAUAUUACAGCUGAACACAUUUCUAUUUGGCCAUCCUCCAUUCCCAACCUCCAGUCAGUGGACUUUGAAGCUGUGGCGAUCACGGUGAAAGAGCUGGUCCGGUAUGCCCUUGCUAUAAAUCCAGGCAACCACUCCUGGCUGCUCAUCCAGGCAGAUAGUUAUUUUGCAACAAAUCAGUAUUCAGCAGCUCUUCACUAUUACCUCCAGGCUGGAGCUGUGUGUUCAGAUUUCUUUAAUAAGACUGUGCCCCCUGAUGUUUAUACAGACCAGGUUAUAAAACGAAUGAUAAAGUGCUGUUCUUUGCUGAAUUGCCACACACAGGUGGCAAUUUUAUGUCAGUUCCUCAGAGAAAUUGACUACAAAACAGCUUUUAAAUCACUGCAGGAACAAAACAGUCAUGAUGCUAUGGACUCCUACUAUGACUACAUAUGGGAUGUUACCAUUUUGGAAUACUUGACUUAUCUUCAUCAUAAAAGAGGAGAAACAGACAAAAGACAAAUUGCGAUCAAAGCUAUCGGCCAGACAGAAUUGAACGCAAGCAACCCAGAAGAAGUGUUACAGCUGGCAGCACAGAGAAGGAAAAAAAAGUUUCUCCAAGCAAUGGCAAAACUUUACUUUUAAGCAGUUAGUUAAUUUUUUAACUUUUAAACAAUGGGCUAAAAAUAAACAGGAUUAAGUUUAUAUAAUACAUAUGUA
Molecule: messenger RNA, 3953 nt
Organism: Equus quagga
Lineage: Eukaryota; Metazoa; Chordata; Mammalia; Perissodactyla; Equidae
Gene: INTS8
Product: integrator complex subunit 8
Exons: 27
Coding region: 1218-3878 (886 amino acids)
Biological process (GO): snRNA 3'-end processing
Cellular component (GO): integrator complex
Molecular function (GO): protein binding
Source: RefSeq, a predicted model, not a curated record